UGAUAACAAAAGCAUGGCCAAUGGCCGUGUUCAAAAUUUUCGUGUUUACUGUCACACCGCUAAGUUGCAAUGCGACCUAGAAACUAUAUUUUUUAUCGAUUAAACAAUUCUAGAUAAUUGUGUGUUAAAUGUAAGGGUAUCUUAUAGUUACGGGACGACUGUUUAGAAAAUGUUUAAGAACACAUUUCAGUCCGGUUUCCUGUCCAUUCUUUACAGUAUAGGCAGUAAGCCGCUACAGAUUUGGGACAAAAAGGUACGAAAUGGGCACAUAAAAAGGAUUACAGACAACGAUAUUCAAAGCCUGGUGCUUGAGAUUGUUGGAACAAAUGUCAGCACAACGUACAUUACUUGCCCCGCCGACCCGAAGAAAACACUCGGUAUCAAGCUACCUUUCCUGGUUAUGAUCAUAAAGAAUCUGAAGAAAUACUUCACUUUUGAAGUUCAGGUAUUGGAUGACAAAAAUGUUCGAAGGAGGUUUAGAGCCAGUAACUAUCAAUCAACUACAAGGGUUAAACCCUUUAUCUGCACAAUGCCAAUGAGACUAGAUGAGGGUUGGAACCAAAUUCAAUUUAAUUUGGCUGAUUUCACUCGUAGGGCUUAUGGCACCAACUAUGUUGAGACGUUGAGGGUCCAAAUUCAUGCUAACUGCCGAAUAAGAAGAGUUUACUUCUCCGACCGAUUGUAUUCUGAGGAUGAAUUGCCAGCAGAAUUCAAACUUUUCCUUCCAAUACAGAACAAGGCUAAAACAGCAGUAGCUACAUAAAAAUCCUCUGUAAUGCAAUGGGUUUUUAAUUUAGUGAAUUGUAAUAAUAAGCCUAUUUUUUUCAUAUUUUAUAAUGUAUGGUUUCUUACCACCCUUACAUACUUUUGUACAUUUUAUUUAUUACUGUACAAUUUUAAUAAAUUAAUAAAAGCACUUACGUUAUGAA
Messenger RNA from Amyelois transitella, 929 nucleotides. RefSeq names its product cilia- and flagella-associated protein 20 (gene Bug22). Gene Ontology annotation, biological process: cilium assembly; regulation of cilium beat frequency involved in ciliary motility; positive regulation of cell motility. The record is from RefSeq and is a predicted model, not a curated record. The coding region runs from base 170 to 763 and encodes 197 amino acids. Lineage: Eukaryota; Metazoa; Arthropoda; Insecta; Lepidoptera; Pyralidae. The transcript is spliced from 2 exons. Gene Ontology annotation, cellular component: motile cilium; ciliary basal body.